Messenger RNA from Silurus meridionalis, 2073 nucleotides. RefSeq names its product biogenesis of lysosomal organelles complex-1, subunit 4, cappuccino (gene bloc1s4). NCBI's taxonomy places the organism in Eukaryota, Metazoa, Chordata, Actinopteri, Siluriformes, Siluridae. The transcript has 6 exons. Bases 33 to 899 code for a protein of 288 amino acids. The record is from RefSeq and is a predicted model, not a curated record. Gene Ontology annotation, cellular component: BLOC-1 complex.
GAGGGAGGGGGGGAAUUGUAGUCACAUGAUGAAUGCGGAAGUCUGACUUGCUCUGGAGAAUCAUCAGGGAAAAUAAACGUAUUUGCAGAAACUGGUACAAGGACACACGCACACACGUGGGUAAAUCCGUGGAUGCGGACAUGGAGCAUCGGUUAGGGCGGGCGCCGGUGCUGUCUCCGCUGGAGGAGUCGAGUGAAGAGGUGAGCCGAGACAGCGGGAUCGUGUCCCAAAGCGCCAGCACUGUGUCCAUGCUGAGUGAGGGCCUGAGCAACGGAAACGUCUCCCAGAGCCCCAGCUUCGGGCUGAACGUCUCCCAGAGCCCCAGCUUUGCCGGGAACGGCUCGGAAAGUCCCAGUUUCGGCGGUGACGUGCCUCAGAGUCCCGGGCCGGACGGUGGUGAUGGUAAUGAUGAUGAUGAUGGUCAGGAGGAUGAGAUCCUGAGACAGACUGCGCUCAGUUACUCCUCUUAUAUCCGAGCAGAUGCAGGAGAGGAGAUUUUAUGUCUGGAGAAGAGUCUAGAAGAAAUGCUCACUCGAGUGGACGAGUUUGUGGGGAUGCUGGAUAUGAUACGCAAUGACACAUCUCAGAUUGUGAACAUCAGCUUGCCCCAGAUUCACCAAAAAUCUGAGGACAUGAGACAGAUUUACCGGAAAAUCGACAAGCUGGAGUCUUUCGUGAAGAUGGUCGCAGCCAACGUGAGCGCCAUGGAGGAGCAAGUAAUCGAGGCUGAGGGCGAAGCCCGGACUCUGCCUGGAGCGUUCAAAAAGAUUUUCCGAACAAUGAACGUCUCUGGAUUCUUAAAUAAACCGUCCAGCCCCAAACGAGCAGCACAGCAACACCAAGAGAUUCCCUGCGUGUUCAGGACCGACGAUUUCUUCCCCGUUCAGCCCGAACCAUGACGACAGGGGAAAAAAAAUAAAAAACCCACACAGUAGCAUCGAUCUCGCACCGUUCCCGCCAAAAAAAAAAAGGUCAGAGACGGCCCCUCGCCUCCGACAGCAAUAUUGAAGCGGUACUGGAGAACGCCGAUCACAGCCGAGCACUAUUUUAGCACACCGUGUAGAAGGCAGCUAGUUUUAUAACGAGAUUAAUUUUUUUUUUUUUCUUUUUAUUUUGAAGGACUUUUGUUUAAAGUGCCUCUAAUUGGAAACGUCGCAGUUUUCAUUCACAUGGAAGCAAAUCAGGCAUGUUGUCGAGAUUAGAUCUUUAUAUCGCACUCAAAAUGUAUCAACUUUCUUUCAUCAUCUCUGAAGGUCGUUCUGGAAGAUACAGGCUUGUAUGAAUACGCUCAUGCUAAUGCUUAAUGGUUUCUAUGGUAACGAAGGCUGACAUAUGUACAAUAUAAAAGCCUAUAAGAAACCUGAAGCACUCUUGAGUUGUCUUCAUCGCCUGGAGGUUUUGGCUCAAUUCCAUGUAAGCAGGAGGAACUGGAUCUGGGCUGACUCUACCCUCUGGACUUUUUGCUCUUCGCUUCGGGUUAUAUGGAAAAACAAGAGCAGAAAGUGGAGUUUUCUUUAAUAUCACAUAGGGUUCCAGUUCCUGGAGUUUUAAGGAGUGAGAUCACGUACCAUUUUGUUCAUACCGUGAUCAUAUCUUGUGAUUGAAUUCAAAUAUCUCUGUAUGUUGCACAAAGGAUUGUCAACACAUGCCUACAAACACCGGAAAGAUUUUCUGAGGUUUUUAAUUCCGAUUUUUUAUAGUGUAUUUUGUUUUGAUUCUGCCAAGAUUUUUCUUUUCUUUCGCACUAACAUAACUAAUUUCACUGUAACUCCAAAGACGUUUAUUUCAAACCUGCGUUCAAUUCAACAAUGUGAUACGCUGUAUUCUGAUACAACGCCACGGCUGCUUGUGCUUCUUGUUCAUACUGUAAAUGUCCAAUUUAUCUCCUUCAGACCACAGAAACAGAGAUCUGUGGAUAUUCCUGUUUUAAAUAGUCUUUUUUUUUUUUUACGCUUCAACUUAGCCUUGUGUUAUCAGUUAGCCUGACUGUUAAUUUAGCUAAUUCAAUGAAGCGAUUUGUAUGGAAUGUACAUUUAUUUAUAAUAAAAACAAAAUCGAAAUAUUAUUGUUUAA